Messenger RNA from Malaclemys terrapin pileata, 4775 nucleotides. RefSeq names its product zinc finger protein 436-like. The coding region runs from base 221 to 1744 and encodes 507 amino acids. Gene Ontology annotation, biological process: regulation of transcription by RNA polymerase II. The record is from RefSeq and is a predicted model, not a curated record. The transcript is spliced from 4 exons. Gene Ontology annotation, molecular function: RNA polymerase II cis-regulatory region sequence-specific DNA binding; DNA-binding transcription factor activity. NCBI's taxonomy places the organism in Eukaryota, Metazoa, Chordata, Testudines, Emydidae.
GAGAACCUGCAGCCCGGGCUGAGCCGCUGCUGCUCCCCAGCGGGGUCUGUGAGGAGAGAGAACUGCACUGACCCCCCCUCCCCUCUGUGCCCAGCCGGGGGGACUUUCUGCGGGGGCUGGAACCAGCCCCUGGGGCAGCCCCAGGCUCUGCCGACACCAGCCCCUGAGCCGGAGCCUGCAGGGGCCAGCGGCCGGCAAGGAGGUGGGUGUGUAUUCCACCAUGGAGCCGUGCGUCCUGCUGGAUCCUCACCAAAAAGCCCUGUACAGGGACGUCAUGCAAGAAAGCUACGACACCCUGAUGUCGCUGGAAUUUCCCUUUCUGAAAGCGGAGGUGAUCUCCCGACUGGAACGGCGUCGCAGAGGCUCCAAGGAGAGGGAGAUCCCAGCAGCGUCUGGCCCAGGUGAUGGGACGGCGAGUGAGACCGAGGAGGAGAAUCCCCCGAAGGAAGGCCCUGAGCCAGCGGAACCACGGGAGAUGCUGCCGGAAGGAUUUUCAGGAGCUGUUUGCCAGGGGCCUGCUGGGGUGAGGCUGGGAGGGGCAGGGAGGAGACAGGGCAAACCCACCCCUCAGGGGCCCAGCCCCAAGAAACUGCAGGAUAUCACAGCUCACCAGCGAACACCCCAGGGCCAGAAACCCUACCCGUGCCAGGACUGUGGCAAGAGCUUCAUCUGGAGCUCGCACCUGGAGCGGCAUCGGCGCGUCCACACAGGCGAGCGCCCCUAUGCCUGCCCUGAGUGCGGUGAGCGCUUCACCCAGAGCUCCCACCUCCGGCAGCACCAGCUGGCCCAUGGCGGCGAGCGCCCCUACAAGUGUGGCGACUGUGGCAAGCGCUUCGGUGACCUGCCAGCCCUGGCAGCCCACCGGCGCGGCCACCUGGAGGACAAACCCUACCGCUGCGCCCAGUGCGGCAAAGGUUUCGCCUGGAGCUCCCACCUGGAGCGUCACCGGCGCGUCCAUACUGGCGAGCGGCCCUACCGGUGCAGGGAGUGCGGGGAGGCCUUCGCCCAGAGUGCCCACCUCACCAAGCACCGCCGGACCCACACCGGGGAGCGCCCCUACCGCUGCCCCCACUGCGGGAAGGGCUUCGGGGACAGCUCUGACCUCACGCGACACAAACGGACCCACACAGCUGGGAGCAUCAGGCAGCGCCAACAACCCGCUCGCAAGCAGAGUCCGGCCAAGCCCAGGAAAGCUCAGCAGAAGGGGAAACACAGCCGCUGCAGCCAGGGCGCUGGGGAGAGCUUGGGGCGACCACAACAGCAGCAGGGUCCCCAGUGCCAGGACUGCAGGCUGGGCUCCAAGCCCCGGAGAGCCCACCAGGAGGGGACGUGCAGCUGCUUCAGGGAGAGCUCGGAGCUGUUUCAGGGUUCAGAGGCCCUGGGACCCCAGCCCAAGCGGAAAUCCCACCCCUGUGGGCACUGCGGGAAGGUCUUCACCUGGAGCUCCCACCUGGAGCGGCACCGGCGCGUCCACACCGGCGAGCGGCCCUAUGCCUGCCCCGAGUGUGGCGAGCGCUUCGCUCAGAGCGCCCACCUCACCAAGCAUCGCCGGACCCACACCGGCGAGCGGCCCUACACCUGCCCCCACUGCGGGAAGGGCUUCGUCGAGAGCUCCGACCUGGCACGGCACCGGCGCACCCACACCGGGGAGAAGCCCUACAGGUGCGGGCAGUGCGGGAAAGGCUUCAGUGUCCGCUCGGCCCUCACCAAGCACCACAGGGAGCACACGGGGAGCACGCCAUGAGUGGUUGCCACCGAGAGCCUGCGCCAGGCUGCCCCGACCCUCAGGGAGAGGAGAGGAAAACCUGGCACUUCCAUUUCACAUUGCACGCUUGGGAGAAGGCCCCCGGGAUGGCCCGAGGGCCUCUGGGCUUGAGACACCCCCGCCACACGGGACGGCCCAAGGGCAUCUAGACCAAGACCCCUCCAGGACGGCCCGAUGGCCUCACUAUCUCUGAAAACCCAUGCUGGAAAGCACACUUCCAGCUUUAGUACUGACGUAUCCUAAAAGUGACUCUUCAAAUGUGGCUGUUUUGUCACCCUAUAGUGCCCUGCAAUCACAGGGGCUCCGUUUCCCACCAAUAAGAUCUUUAUUCUCACUGCCAGCCCUGGGAUGGAAGAGAAGCACUGGGUUCUUUCCUUCUCACGCGUCAUCACCAGGAAUAAAGGGUUCACGGGGCGAAUUCUUGCUUGUGCAGCCGCUGGCACCCUCACCCUCUGUGACCCCUCCAUGACAGAUUUCAUGCCCCGAGGGCCAUACGUAGGUCGACCCCUCCCCCCCGUGGAGACGCAGCUAGGUUGAUAGAUUCUUCCCUCCACUUCACUACUGCCUCUCAGAGAAGUGGAUUUACUGCAUCACUGGAAAAUCCCCUUUUGUCAGCGUAGGCAGCGUCUACACUACAGUGCUACAGCAUCCCAGCUGCAGUGCCGUAGAUGUGUUGCUGCCGUGGCUGUAGAGCAGAUGUGGCCUCAGAGCAGUUCUGUUGCGAUUGCCCAGGGUGGGAUGGGGCAGUUGCAGGGCAAACGGGAGAUAGAGGCAGCAAGCACUCGAGGCCCGACUCUGCUACAUGCAGGGAGCAGGGCAGCGGGGUGGAGAAAAGGGGCCAGUCCUGUGGGAUACGUUCUCAGAUUGCAAUCACAAGAAGAAAAAUGUGCUACAGGGGGUGAGUGGCCAUAGUGUGUCUCCUCUCUCCACCACCGGCCUAUACGGCUGGGACUCCUUUACAGCAGGAUGACCGAAAGGGGAACCAGCCCCUUUAAACUUUCUUUAAAGAACGUUGAGCGUUGAAGAGGAAGGGCCCAGCACUCGCUGGUUGACCCUAAAAGAAAGUGGCAAAUAACCAGCCAGGGGGUCUGGCUUCAGGGGUUUCAGAAUCUGGCUGGUCCAAAUUUUAAUUUUUCAUUCCAUUCCGAGAAUGACAUUUUUUUCAUGAAAAAUCUUUCUUGCUUUUUUCUUUUUUUUAAGGAUGAAAAAAAAUCUGAAAUUCAAAACGUUUUCCUCUCCAAUUCAAGGAUUCCGCUUUGGAGGGGGAUCGAGGGUUGUUGGUGCAUGCGUGCAUGUGUCUUUUUUCUACGUUCUCUUUCUAUUUAACUUUCCCAUCUUUUUUUUUUUCCCCUCUGGAAGAGGAGUGGGAAUCAAAUGAGAGCAAUUUGGAGGCAGAAAAAACAUUUUCUCUAACUUUUUUUCCACUGGAAAAUUAAAGAAAAACAAAGAAAGAAAAGGUGAGAAUGGGAAAUGCAGACACAUGCAAAAAAUGAAAAUUUUGGAAAUAAAACAAAAAAUUCAAUUCAUUUUACAAUUUUGGAUUUAAAAAAAGGGGUUUCUGGGUUGAUCCUCACAAACUGUUUGACGAACAAAAUACAGACCUCUGGUUUUUAAAGGACCACAGAGUAGUACCCUGGUGGGGGGUAACUUUCAGAGAGGGUCACCAUGACGUCAUCUCGGCCUGACCUCUUGCCUUUGAACAGGGCAGGCUAGAUUGCUCUAAAUGCCUAGUGGGGAUCUUUCCAGCUUUAUAUGCUGCAUCUCUCACCGUGGUAUCUGGGCACAAGGGCGGUGUGCAUAAUGGAGUUGCGGGGGCGUUUCUGGCAAUUCUGAAAAAUCAACGAAAAAACAUUGUUUCAGGUCAAUCCCAAAAUGAUUUUUUAAAAGUUUUCAGUAAAUUGAAAAGUUGGAAAGAAAAAUGCAUUUCUGAUCAAAUGCAGCAUUUUAUUCCACCCCAGACAAAACCAGUCUGUUUCAAUGGUGAGCCAUUUUUUAUGUUUAAAAAAGAAUAAAAUUAAAAGGAAUUUUGAUCGAACGAAGAGUCGUUUAAAUCAGAAAAAUAGAAACAGUUCCUUGCUAACAGGUCAACACUCAAUGUUUUGGGUUUGGGUAGGGGAUUAAUUUAUUCAUUGGAUCGAAACAAUUUUUUGCAAAAUUAACACAGAUUUGCAAAAUGCUACAGUUGACCCAAAUCUGCAUUUUUUUGCCAAAAAAUGUCACGUGCGGUGCAUCCCAAAUGGCAGGGAGCUGUCUUUACUGGGUUGUUUUGUUUUUGUUUUUUUGAUUGAUUGAUUGAUUUAGCGAAUCCAUGGGCAGGCAGCCAUCUAAAUGCCUUCAGAAUCAAAGACCUUAGAAAAAGAGUGGGAAUUUAAUGGAAUAAGUUUAUAACAAAUGCCGAGAUUCAUCAGCAAAUUCAACAACCCCUAACUGCUAAUGAUAUCCGGAAAAGAAGACUGAGAUAUUGGGGACCUGGGUUAUGAACGAAAUCAGACUGACAGCCAUAGCAGGGCUGUCUCAAAAGGGGCUGAUCAAAAGAAUCUAUCAGACAAUAUGUAUGGCGGAGGGGGACAUUAUGGGACAUAGAGGCCUCUCCACGGAGGUCUAGACUUUGCAUGGUCCCUACCAGCCCUACAUUUCUAUGACACUCAAAGAGCAACCCAUGAUAGCCGGGGAUGGUGGAGCCCUGUUCGUGCCCACAGCGAUGUCUGGAAUGAAUUCAGAUUCACUCAUACUCAUCUAGCUGCUUCAGUGCACAGCUCAAGUACAGACAUGUUAAAAGUGACUUGCAUGCCCACCCUGAUCUUGCUACAACAGUGCAAAACCCUAAAUUAGCUAAUAUAGCUUCUCUGCACUCCCAUGGCCAGAGCACCGCAGCACCUCAUGCCAUAGGCACUGGAACUAGUAGUGAGGGGGUGCUCCAGCACUCCCUGCCUUGAAUUUAUUUCCAUCAUACACAGGGUUUACAGUUUGGUUCAAUGGCUCUCAGCACCCAUUAAAAAUAGUUCCAGCA